Messenger RNA from Melanotaenia boesemani (Boeseman's rainbowfish), 4084 nucleotides. RefSeq names its product raftlin-like. Lineage: Eukaryota; Metazoa; Chordata; Actinopteri; Atheriniformes; Melanotaeniidae. Bases 602 to 2641 code for a protein of 679 amino acids. The record is from RefSeq and is a predicted model, not a curated record. The transcript has 10 exons.
UGGAACUGGUGCGGCUGCCGGGGAGACAGACACAGAGGCAGAAAGGCUGUUAUGAGCAGACGCUGGGUCAGAGUGCUCAGUUGCUUCAGACAAUCACAGGGCAGCGAGAGAAAGACACAGGAAAGGAGGCAUUCGCAGAGAGAGGGAGAUCGCCACAGAGAAAGAUAGGUUGAAAAGGGAGGGAGGUAAAUAUGUGACAGGAUGUGGUUUCCCUGAGCUUGCAGAACAUACUUUGAGCAUGACCUAAACGUACUGAGAGUACAAGUGUGUUUGAGCUCCGUUAGAUGGUGAAGGGUGGGGGGGGAGACGAAGCAAACCGCUGGAGCUGCUGCCGCUGAGCCAACAGACUUGUUUCUCUGCCGCCUGCAGGAGGAUUGUGUUUCCUUUAAGCCAGCCAGCUCCUCGGUAACCCCAGUCAGCUUAUCGGACAGGAUCUGAGCUGGUCCUCCAUCCUCUCUCUACGCUUUUCUCUCUCUGAGGAGAAUGCCAUUUUCUGCAGGAAGCACUGGUCCAGUUGCUGGAUUUGUCUCCAAGCAGUGAACUUUUCAACUACAUUGUGAAACAGCGUCUGUGCACUGAGUAACCGACAAACUCUGGAGCCAUGGGCUGCGGGCUUCGCAAGAUGAAACCAGCAUCAGAGGAGAACAGUCCAGGGAAGAUUUACUCCACCCUAAAGAGACCACAGGUGGAGACCAAAGUGGGCGUGUCAUACACAUACCGCUACCUGGACUUUCUGAUUGGAAAAGACGGUGGAACCUCGACGCUGCGUCUCUCGUCUGUCCGAGAGCUGCCAGAUCAGCUGCAGGAGCUCUACCAGCAGGGCUUCGUCCUGGCAGCCAUUCACCCCUUCAUCUAUCCCUGUGGUCCAGAGUCCAACAGCCCGCAGCACCAGCUCUACCGGGCCAUACUUGUCCAACCUAAUGAUGGGGUGGAAAGGAGCCAGUCGGUCUGCCCACCAUACAAGCUACAACUGGAAGAGUGUUUGUCUGCAGAGCAGGUGCCCACCGCAGAGCUCAUCCAGGGCUAUGUCAAAAAGCAAAUACAGGAUGCUGCUGACCAGGGGGUGAUGUUUGUGGGAUUUGUCCAGGAACCAUAUGGAGCUCCAUGCACCCGUAUCAGAGAACCAGAAACCCCUUCUCUCUCCCUGCACUCCAGCCCCAGUUCUGUGCUUGGUUCCCUGGGAAGCUGCAGCCCAUCAAACCCUUCAAGCCCCAGUAACCAUGCAGAACCUGGAGCUCAAGCUGACAUGGUGGGCAAAGAAGGGGAUGGGGAAGCCUCGUGUCUAGGGGAGAAGAAUCAAAGUGAGGGCAACAGUGAAAGCCUCUCAAGGUGUGGAGUGGGAGGUAGUCGGGUCGUGGUAUCACCUGCUGUGUCUCCAUUGUCGGGAGAUCUGGAGUACAGUGAGGGCUUGACAGAGGAAGACUCGCCGUGUCACAAUAACAACAAAGACAGCAGCACAGGCACAAAGGAGAGGCCAAGAUACCGGCCGCGGAGAGGUGAUGGGGUGGAACUGCUGGCUUUGUACAACCACCCGCCAGUCCGAGAGGGCCAGGUGAAGUACUACACUGUCAAGGUGCCUCUGCGGGUUCAAAACUGUGAGGAGGGAGUCAAAGGGGUGGAGGCCAACUGGUUAGAUCACAUGACCCAGCACUUCAACAACGGAGCCUCGCUGGUCGAUGGAUACUUCCACCUGGGCAACGUGAACGAUUUGCUGCCUAAAAUGGUGGAAAGUGUCUUCAUCUUCCAGGAGGCAAACGAGGGUGAGCCAAACAUGGCCAUGCCGACAUAUGAUGCUAUCGUGGUGGAGCAGUGGACCGUCAUUGAUGGUUUGCAGGUGAAGACUGAUUACGUUCCCCUGCUUCAGUCCCUGGCCACAUAUGGAUGGAGACUCACCUGCGUGUUGCCAACUCCUGUACUCAAAAGGAACAGCGAUGGAGGUCUGUCCACCAAGCAGAUUGUGUUCCUGCAGAGACCCGUCUUAGGCAGAAAGAGGAGGGAAUCCAAGAAAUUAAUCUUCAAGCCUCGGAACAAGUCCAACAAGAACUCCAUUAAAGAUCCCUCAAAGAACAAAAAGAAGAAGACAAAAACCGAGAAGGAUGCCGAAGAUCCAAAGAUUCUUCAGGACAGCGAAAAGAUCGAGAAGGAAGACAACAAGAAUGAGGCUGACAGGGUGAAUGCAGCAGCGGAAGAAGCAGCAAAUGACAAUGAGAAAGAGCGAGAGACAAAGUUUGAGGACGAAGGACAGACUGACGAUGGGAUGGAAAUCAGCAUCGAGAGCGACAUAAAGAAAGAUGGAGCUGCAGAGAUGGAAAACAAAGAGGCAGAAAAUACCACUGAGGAAGAAGAAAAAGAAAAAUUAACACCAGAUGGAGAGGGAUCAAAAGAAAAUGAAGAGCCUUUGGGAAAUGGUGACGCCAAGGAAGUCAGUGAAACCGUUGCUACUGUCGAAACGCAGAGUGAGACCAAAGAAAAGGAGCUUGAAGGCGAAAGUGUGAUGGAAAACGGGAUAGAGACAGAUGAAGAGAAAGAUGAAGGUGAGGAGAUUAAAAGCAAAAGAGAAGUGGAAGUGGAGGUUAUCACUAAGGGGACUGUGGCAGAUCCACAGGCCACAAAUCAAAGCCCAGAAGAAGCUCAAGAGUAGCAAACAGAUCUGGUCAUUGUCCCGCCCCCCCCCCCGCCCUACCUCUGAAAUCCCUCCUUUAAAGAACUGGUUCACAGUGCCAUCCCUAAUCCAAAUUAAUGGGGCUUUGUUCCCCAUCGCUGCAGCAUCCUCUAAACCCCAACCAUCCCCAGAAACCUGUGGCGGUGUCGCCAUGGAAAAACUUCAUGUAACUUCAGGCAUCAGUUCUACUGUAAAACCACAAAUACUGAAUGUAUCCCAACACAGGAGAUGCUGGUUCAAGCCAGUCUGUGUGCAGUCACUGGAGUCACUGGAUGCUGAUUAACAGAGGACUGAGAACGAUGCCAAAAGCAGAAGAGGUGCAGAAUGAUGCAAAUUUUAAAAGGCCAAGUCAUGCCUGCAAUGAAAAUGGCUCAAUUUUGAAGUAAAAUCUUGAUUAUUUGCACACAGAUUUGUGCUGUUGACCCAACACGUGUUGAAACAAUUUUUUUUUUUUUUUCAAGUUCCCUCUAUCAGAACUUGAACUUCCCCAGAAAAAUUACAGUUUUACUGACAGGAAUAACAUCCUUUUAGUAAAAUUCAUCAUUUAAGAGGACAAGAUAAAUUUCAUUUAGCAAGGUUUUUCAGCUCUGGGAGAUUUAUUAAAUUUUUAUGUAACUUUUCUGUGUUGAAUGGUUUACAAUACAUAAACUUCAGUGUCAGUCGGAGUCAACAGUAAAUUUUCAAAUUACAACAAUAUAUAUUCUGGGCUUAUAAGUCACGGUUCACAUAUUAUUCCACAGCAGAAAACAGUGUAAAACACACAGAUUUCUCACACCUGAUGGGAAUCUUAAGAUGCAGGUAUGAAUAUUGGGCCUGUUUUUUACUCAAACUGAUUGGACAGUAAAAACUCAAUCACAUAUCAAUCAAAAUAAAAUCCAUUUUUAUGAUAGACAUUGCAAAUAUGGGAUUUCUGUUGUCAUAGAGGCUGCAGUGUCAGAACAGUGUCUUUCUACGCCACCUGUGGCAUUUUUCACAUGUAUUUUUAAAUGCAUUUUCAACCUUUGCCAUGUCGUUUCAAUAGUUAACAUGGUAAAAGAAGGUAAAAGAGAGGGGUUGUCAAUCUCUCACAGUGCAUAGCAUGAAUUAAUUCUUUCUCACUCAAACUCUUGAUAAUUACUAAACAUUCAAAGUAGCCAUUUUUACGUCAGAGUGAGGGUGGCAAUGUUUCAUUUACAGCUUUAACCUCAACAAUCGUUUGUGAGAGUUGAUUGCAGUUCAGAAUACAUAUGUGUAAAAUUUUAUCCCAUACAUCAGCCCGAACACAGAAAAUAAAAUAAAAAUGUCACCAGUCAGCUCAUCACCUUCAGUGUUUUACUAACUAGCAUUCCAACAAUGUGACCAAACUUUAGUUUUUUCUGCCACAUCCUGGUGUGUCCAGGAAUUCAAGGAGGUGAUGAGCGCUGAAUCGUUCUUGCAGGUAAC